UUAUUUAGAAAUACUGUGUAUUGUAAUUUAUAGGCUAGUGAUUAUAUGACCUCCUUGCUUUAUCCAUGAUCUUUCCUUUCCUGUAAUCACAGUUCACACCCUGUUCCUCCCACAAUGGUACAGCCCCUUCCAAAUGGACACGUCUGAAGUGCAAAGUAAUUGGUUAAUCUGGUGACCGAGUCUGCGUUCCCUAUCGGUGAUUGGAGCGUCUGCACGUCGCACGGACUUGGAUGCUGCGACCUGAGGUUGAGCAGGCUGGAUUCAGAGUGAAGCAUCUGCCCCUGGCUGCAGCAAGUGUUCGUCUCAUUCAACGGAUUGGUGCUGUUGUAGUCUAUCAUAAAGUAACCGAAAAGGCGUUUUGGAGCCGUAGGCCUUUAGGAGAGAGCCAUCAUGUCUUCCAGUUCAGCGACAACCAGGAUCCUAAUCAAGGGUGGCAAGGUGGUGAACGAUGACGUCACGCAGGAGGCGGAUGUGUACAUUGAGAACGGCAUCAUCCAGCAGGUGGGGGAGGGGCUGAUGAUCCCAGGAGGGGCCAAGGUGAUUGACGCCUCUGGGAAACUGGUCCUCCCCGGGGGGAUUGACACCAGCGUGCACCUGCAGCAGAGUUUCAUGAACGCUACCACCGUAGACGACUACUAUAGCGGCACCAAGGCAGCCCUGGCUGGAGGUACCACCAUGGUUAUAGGACAUGUAUUACCAGAGAAGAAUGAAUCUCUACUGGAAGCCUACGAGAAGGCCCGCUCCCAGGCCGACAAUAAAGCCUGCUGCGAUUACGCCCUGCAUAUGGGGGUCACCUGGUGGGGGCCCAAGGUGCGUGCUGAGAUGGAGAGCCUGGUGAGAGAUAAAGGGAUCAACUCGUUCCAGAUGUUCAUGGCCUAUAAGGACCUGUUCAUGCUGAGGGACUCAGAGCUUUUCCAGGCCCUACAGAACUGUAAGGACAUCGGGGCCGUGGCCCGUGUACACGCUGAGAACGGAGAACUAGUGGCCGAGGGAGCCAAAGAGGCAUUGGACCUGGGAAUCAGUGGCCCAGAGGGCAUUGAGAUCAGCAGACCAGAGGAACUGGAGGCAGAGGCCACCCAUCGGGCGAUCACCAUCGCCAAUAGGGCCCACUGUCCUAUCUACCUUGUCAAUGUGUCCAGCAUGUCAGCAGGAGAUGUGCUUGCCACAGCCAAGAUGCAGGGUAAAGUGGUCCAUGGGGAGACGACCACAGCCCAUGCGGUGCUGAACGGUCUGCAGUACUACCAUCAGGACUGGGCCCAUGCUGCAGCCUACGUCACUGUUCCUCCUCUACGCCUGGACCCAAACACACCCAACUACCUGAUGAGUCUACUGGGAAAUGACACACUGAACGUAGUGGCGUCUGACCACCGCCCCUUCACCACCAAACAGAAGGCUAUGGGCAAGGACGACUUCACAAAGAUCCCCCACGGAGUCCCGGGCACCCAGGACCGCAUGAGCGUCAUCUGGGAGAGAGGAGUGGUCGGAGGCAAGAUGGACGAGAACCGUUUUGUUGCGGUGACCAGCUCCAACGCAGCUAAGAUCUACAACCUGUACCCCAGGAAGGGUAGGAUCAUCCCAGGGGCUGACGCUGACGUGGUGGUCUGGGACCCUGAAGGGACCAGGACCAUCUCUGUGGACACACAGGUGCAGGGUGGAGACUACAACCUGUACGAGAGUCUUCGCUGCCAUGGUGUCCCACUGGUUACCAUUAGCCGUGGUCGUUUGGUCUAUGAGAAUGGAGUGUUCACGUGCUCCGAGGGCUCUGGGAAGUUCUAUCCUCUCAGAACCUUCCCUGACUACCUCUACAAGAAGAUGGUGCAGCGGGAGAAGUGUCAGGCCCUGAAGGCCGUGGAGCGUGAGCCCUACGUAGGAGAUGUAGCGUUGAUGAAUUCUGGGAAGAAGGACUGUGGACCAUGUGAUGGGGACACUCCAACACGACCACACACCAAGCACGGAGGACAGAGAGACCUGCAUGAGUCCAGCUUCAGCCUCUCUGGUGCCCAGGUUGAUGAUAAAAUCCCAAAGAGAUCUUCUGCAAGGAUUCUGGCCCCCCCAGGUGGUCGAUCCAGUGGCAUCUGGUAACUGUGUGGAAAGAGUAGUGAGUUCUAGAACCAAACAAUUACUGUAGUUCUCUAUUAGAAUGAAACCUGAAGGAAAGUUCAGGGUCAACUAAGACCAACGGGCUUGUUACGUUCACCCAGAAAGCAUAGAAAGAAAGUAAAAUCUUACAUGUUAUUUCAAAAACGAACUCACGUAUUUAGUGUAUAUAUGACGACAGGGUCUGAGUAACAUUCAUAUGACAUUGAUGUCAUUUUAAUAUUUCUUGGAAUAUCUGCCUGUAUGGUCAAACCCUGAACAAUAUUGGGCUUAACACAUUUUUGACAAAUCUAAACUAAAUUUGCACGGUAGCUAAGUUGCUAGUUGACUGUUUUGGAUAAAUGUAUGUAUUUUAGAGGAAGUACUCAAUGUCAUUAUACACUAAUGGUUUUAAGGGGGAUGAGGGGAGGAUGGGGUGGAGUUGUUCAUUGGUUUACCUCACUGUUUAACCUACAAUAUUGCACUUGUAUCAUGUACUACUUAGCUGCCUUUUCCUUACAUGAUUUUAUGUGUAACAAAACAACUUUUUCUACCAAUACAGAACAGUCAUGAAUUCACGUGAUUAGUUAUUUACUACACAAUAUCUCAAAGCACUUGACAUGAAAUAACGUGAUUCCAUUUGUCUAAUUUUGACAAAAAGUCAAAUGCAAGCUGAAUACUUAAAAAAAAAAAAAAGUUUUUAUCUUACGAUGUUAUUUGAAAAGAUGUCAUUCCCCUUUACAGCGCUGUCAAAAGUCUAAUCAUGAGUCCUGAACAACUAAGGAUGACAUCGGGCAUCAAAAUACCUAGGCCAAGUAAGUUCAGAGUCGUUAUAGCUUCUAUGUUGCUGUUUAGAGUUGAAUAUCGUAGCACUCUCUUCCUUCCUGGUCAUCUCAUCUCCCAUCAAUGUGAAUGAACCUACGCUGUGUUUACUGUAUGUAUGUUGUGGCAUAGAACAAAUUAUAUGUGAGGCACUGAUAUGACUCAUAUUUAGCAUCAUUCUAUGUGUAAGUGGUGAUAUGAUAUUUCUUUACUUUUCUCUGUCUGUUUAGCGACAAGUUUAGCUAGCUUCACUCGGAAAUGCCUUUUUCUCACAAGAGAAGUCUCACAUUAAACACAAAUACAGUUACUCGAGAUAGCAUGUUUAUGAUUGUGAUUCUUUUUAGGAUGUGCAAACUAACUACUGAGCACAUAACACUUUUAUGUCUUUGGGAUUCUUUUUUUUGUUUGUUUACAACACUGAGGGAAUUCUGGUCUUGCACUGAAAAGUAUUUGACAGUUUUCUAUAUCUUUUGGGUUGACACUUCCAAUGUUUUAACACUGUCGAUUGGGUAAGAGAAGUGCAUAAUCUAAUUUGAUUGAAUCGUGGGUAUUGAAAUGGAAAUGUACAAAUGCAAGUUCUUCAGGUUUGUUAUGUGUUUAUGUCAUAAUGUCAUUCAACAAUGCACUGUCAUUAUAUUACUGGGCGGCAUGCUUAUUCAAGAUUGUGUCAACGAAAACCACUGAUGUUUUUUGGGGUUUCAAAUUGUCUUGACACUGUUCCAUUGUAAGCUACAGUUAUCCACAUAUCAUAUGACUUUUUGUUUGUGAAGAAUAUACUUUAUUGUUUUGCCAUAGUCCAAAACCACACUGUACAUGAUAUGACUGCAGUGUAAGAGGUCCUCACUGGUGCUGAAUAGCCUACUGUGUUUUCACUGAGGUUUGGUUUUGUUUUAUCCUAUGUGUUCUUGCAGCUCUUUAUCACAUGAUUGAGUGCAAAUAAACCACACGGAAAUUUCAA
This is a messenger RNA of Oncorhynchus kisutch (coho salmon), 3856 nucleotides long. Its product is annotated as dihydropyrimidinase-related protein 5. Bases 391 to 2082 code for a protein of 563 amino acids. The record is from RefSeq and is a predicted model, not a curated record. The transcript is spliced from 14 exons. Gene Ontology annotation, cellular component: cytosol; cytoplasm. Lineage: Eukaryota; Metazoa; Chordata; Actinopteri; Salmoniformes; Salmonidae. Gene Ontology annotation, molecular function: hydrolase activity, acting on carbon-nitrogen (but not peptide) bonds, in cyclic amides.